Messenger RNA from Amborella trichopoda, 4013 nucleotides. RefSeq names its product Double Clp-N motif-containing P-loop nucleoside triphosphate hydrolases superfamily protein. The record is from RefSeq and is a predicted model, not a curated record. Lineage: Eukaryota; Viridiplantae; Streptophyta; Magnoliopsida; Amborellales; Amborellaceae.
UGCAAAUGAAGGGAGAGAGAGAGAGAGAGAGAAGAAAAGGAAAAGGGCGGACCCCCAACUCCGCUGUUAAAUGGUAAGGGAGAGAGAGAAUAUAAGAAUGGAAGUAGAGAGAGAGAGAGGGGGAAAGAAUAGGAAGUUUGUUGGUUGGCUUCUCUGUGAGAUUUAGAGGCCUUUAUACCGAGACGGUGGGUGGACAAAAACCAGUGCCUCUUGUUACACUAUACCAUUUUCAGUCCAAAGCUGCCCGUUUCAGGUGAAGUGAAACUGAGGAGAGAGAGAGAGAGAGAGAGGAAGGAUAGUAGCCAUAAAGAAGCUUAGAAGCAACCUGUUGAAAGAAAAAGAGCCGAACAGUGAUCUGAGAGAAGCUUGAAGAAACCUGUUUUGAGAGAGAGAGAGAGAGAGAGUGUGUGUGGAAGUAGGAGUUUUAGCUGGAGAGAGGUAGAACAUCCGUGGUCUAGAGAGAAGAUUAGAGCAACCUGUUAGAGAGAGAAAGAGAGGGAGAGGAAACAUCUGAACUCCAGUAGUCCAUAGAAAAUCUCAAAAUCAAACCAUCUUUAGGGGGAAGAGCGAUAGAGAGGGUGGGUAGAGAGAGAGACUUGGCGAGAGAAAGCUUCCCAAAGCCAUAGCUAGUACAAACCAGAGGGAGAGAAGGGGGGUUGCUUGAGAGAGAGAGAGAGAAAGCUCCCAAAUUCUUAAGCUCAUCUAGAGAGAGAGGGGGGUAAUCGCCCAUCGGGCCGCCAAGGAAUGCGAGCAGGUGGCACUUCUGUGCAGCAGACACUCACUCCGGAGGCCGCUGCUGCAGUCCGCCAUGCGGUUGCCCUCGCCCGGCGGCGCGGCCAUGCCCAAGCUACCCCUCUCCACGUCGCCGCCACCCUUCUCUCUCUUCGCUCCUCUCCACUCCGCCGAGCCUGCCUCAAAUCGCAGCAGCAAAACCACCCCCUCCCACUCUCUAACGCCCACCACUCUCUCCCUCACUCCCACCCUUCUCUCGUCACCUCUCUCUCUACCUCUCUCUCUCACCCUCUCCAAUGCCGAGCCCUCGAGCUGUGCUUCAACGUGGCCCUGAACCGAUUGCCGACCAGCGCGACCCCAUUAUCUAACCCUUCUCUCUCUAACGCUCUGGUGGCUGCUCUCAAGAGGGCUCAAGCUCACCAGAGGCGUGGAACAAUCGAGCAACAGCCCCAACCGCCGUUGCUGACUGUGAAAGUGGAGCUUGAGCAGCUGGUUAUCUCCAUUCUCGACGACCCAAGCGUUAGCCGGGUCAUGCGAGAGGCCGGCUUCUCGAGCACAACUGUGAAGAACAAUUUAGAGGACACUGUUUCCUCUGGUUUUUCUCCCCCUUAUUCAUCACCAAACCACAGUUUAUGGAAUACCCAGUUGGUGAAUUACUCCCUAGACCAAAACCCACCUUUUGUUUCCCCUGAAAAAGCUGGUUUUUGGAGUGAUUCUAGAGAGAGAGAGGAGGAUAUGAGGGUGGUUAUGGAGGUCUUGGUGAGGAAGAAGAGGAGAAACACUGUGGUGAUUGGUGAUUGCUCUGAGAGUGCAGAAGGGAUUGUGAGAGAGGUCAUAGUGAAGGCAGAGAGAGGGGAGGUUCCUGAGGGGUUAAGAUCUGUGAAGUUUGUCCAACUUCAGUUUGUUUCUCUCUCCAGUUUCAGGGUGAUGAAGAGAGAGAAUGUUGAUUUGGAGAUUUCUAGUGUGAGAAAGAGGGUUGAUGGGUGCUUGGGCUCUGGUUCCUGUGAGUCAGUGAUUGUUUAUACAGGGGAUUUGAAGUGGGUGGCCGAAGGCCAUGAGAGAGUGGGGAGUUUUCUAGAGAGAGAAAGUGGUUAUAGCCCUGUUGAUCAUGUGGUUUCAGAGUUGGGGAGGCUGGUUUUGGAUUUGAAUUAUCAGGGGAAAGUUUGGUUGAUGGGUUCAGCGAGUUAUCAGAGUUAUAUGAAGUGUCAAAUGAGGCAACCGCCAUUAGAGAACCAGUGGGGGCUUCAGGUGGUUUCUGUUCCUUCAGGUGGCCUCGCAUUAAGCCUCCAUUCUUCAAGUGGCUUAAAUUCAAGGACACCCAUUUCACAUAGGCUUGUGAACCCAAAAGGCGAAGAAGAAGGGGAAAAGCUCAUUUGUUGUGGAGAUUGCACUUCAAAUUAUGUGAGAGAAGCUGCCAUCAUCAAGUCACAGGGUUUAAGAGCUUCGUCACUCCAAAACCCUAAUACUAAGCAAGGCGGUGACAAUGAGAAAAGCUCGACUGACUUGCCCUUUUGGCUUCAACAACAAUUUCCGCUUAAAAUUGAGAGUCCUUCUAAUAAGGAUUCUGCAGAGAAGAUGGUUGAGCUGAGAAAGACAUGGAACAGGCUCUGUCAAAGCAUUCACCCUCCUCUCCAAACCCAAAUUCCAAAUUUUUCAAGAGAGGCUCACUAUGAUAAAACCAGCUCCAUUGCUUCUUCUCUGAUGCCCUUUCAUGGCUUCUAUGCCAUGUCCAGUCCAUGGUGGUCCAGCUCUCAAGCCUUUAAUGGCAGGAAUAACAGUAACAGUUGGGCCAAUAACCCAAGUGCCGGUUGUCUAUCUCUUACUGAUAUUCAUUGUAAUUCAAGCUCUUUAGCUCCAUGGAAAACCCAACAAUUUUGGUCUAUAGAAAACAAUGGAAAUCACCACCAAGAACCAGCAAACAAGCCCAAAGAUCUCAGCUUUCAGAGCUUCAAAACUGGCUCUAAUGGAGAAGUGAGGACCACCCUUUCCUUGGGGUUGGAUUCAAGUGAAACCACAACCAAGAGUGGUCCUGCAACCUCUGUUCUAGAGAGAAGGAGAAAUCUCAUAAACCCAAGAGAUUUUUGCAGGGAUUUACAGGAAAAUUUACCAUGGCAAAUGGGUGUUAUCCCUAGGGUUUCAGAGGCUUUAUUGGAUGAAAACAGAGUGUGUUGUCUGCUUAUCAGAGGCUCUGAUAGAGUUGGAAAGCGAAGGCUAGCAAGAACAGUGGCUCAGUGUUUCUAUGGCUCUGCAGAGAAGGUAGUGGCCAUCAAAAUGGGUGAGGUGGGAACGCCACACCCCCAAAUCCUCACCCUAACUCUGCUCUCGAACCCCCAGCGCGUGAUUUUAAUGGAGGACAUAAACCAGGCUGACCCAUCAUUUCUUCGAAAGCUAGCCAUGGCUGUGGAGAAGAACAAGCUCGUGGACCCGAUGGGGAGAGAGCUCUCUCUCUCUGAAACCAUCUUUAUCAUGACAAUUCACAGCUCUAGCAGUGGGUCUGGGGUUUUUGAGAGAGAACAAGAGGUGGAUAUGAUUCAGAUGAAGCUGAAAGUAGAGAGAGAGAGCAGUACGAAGCUUGAAGUGGAGAGAGGAAGCAGUCCAAAACACGUGAAAAGGAAAGCAGAGCUUGAUUUACAGGGGAGCGAGAGUUCAAAUGAGGAUCAUCCAUGGAAACAGAGCAAAACCAAUAGGAAGAAACUCUCCGAUCAAAGGCCAAGCAGCCAUGAAACCUGCAACAACAGUAGCUUGGACCUCAAUCUAAGCAUAGAAGAUGGAGAGCCACACAGCGAUCUAACUCAGGAAACAAUCGGAGAAUACACAGAGGAAACUCAAGAAAAAAACACACAAAAAUUCUUGGAUUCAAUCUCUAAGAGUUUUGUGUUUGACCCUCCAUCGAACUCCAAUACAGUGACUGAGAGUCUCUCUCUAAAAUUGAGAAGCUCCUUCAGAGAGGUAUUUGGUGAAAGGGGGUCAUUAAUGGUGGAACAGGGUCUGUUAGAGAAAAUGAUGAGUGCCUCUUCCUCAUUCCUCAACUGUUUUUUCGAUAAAUGGGUGAGAAAAGUGUUUAGAAACAGUUUGGAAAGCAUUGGUGAGAGAGUUGCAGAAGAGAAGGAUUUUAGAGUAAGAAUGUGCAUGAAAGAGGAGGGGUUGGCACGAUCAACGAUGGACUGUGGGUUUGAGGGCUCAAAUCUACCUAAUAGAAUCGAUUUAGUCAUGUAAAGAUGAGGUAUGAGGCAAGAGAGAGAGAGAGAUGAGUCAAUGUAGAGAGAGAGAGAGAGAGAGAG